CCUCGGUCCUUCUGAUCAGGUUUCAAAAUAAUCUAAACCAUGGCAAUAAGUUGUAUUCGACUGAUAGCUCUGGUGACAUUGCUCCUGGGGAUCUCUCAAGCUUCAACCAGCUGGUUCACACCUAGCUUCACCGACACUGCCAACAAAGAUGGUAUUUACUGGCACCGUUCCGAUCUGGCGUACCGCAUGGGGGAGAACUUCCAACCGACCAUGAACAUUGCCUGGGGGAGCACACCCCAGUAUACGGGCAUGUUCUUACAGGGGAACCUCCAGUUCUUCUUGGCUGAUUCAGUAUACAUUGGAAUAACAAACCUCUUCCAGGUUGCACCCGGUGGACUUCACGUCAGUGCACUUCGAGGUGCUGAAGAUUUCUACAUAGAUGUCCCUGGAUGUGGAAGCCAACGUUUUACUAAGAGCGUCUUUCAUCUCAACAUCGGAGUAAUAGGCUCCUUCGCAGUCACUUGGAAUAUCGAAAGCCACGCAUCAUCAAGCUGCCCAGAGCUUUUCGGAGCUAUCCAGUUCCCUACGAAAGAGGCUUCCGUAGACAAGUACUUCACCAUACACUACAGGAUCGACAAAUGGGAAGCAGGAUACCCGGGAAAGAGGGCAGUUGGUGGUUUUGUGAGACCCUUCGGCGGGGGUGACAUGAUGUGUUACGCUGAUGAUGACGACUUUGUGAUUGGAGUCAUGAAUGGAUUUCAUGGAUAGAAACAUUUUCACAGAUGAACAUAAUGUCUAUUAAUGGGACGUUUACGAUUUUCCGACUUCUUUAAGAUCUGUUUAUUUAUUAAACCGAAC
Molecule: messenger RNA, 798 nt
Organism: Bolinopsis microptera
Lineage: Eukaryota; Metazoa; Ctenophora; Tentaculata; Lobata; Bolinopsidae
Exons: 4
Coding region: 40-708 (222 amino acids)
Source: RefSeq, a predicted model, not a curated record